AUGUCAUUCCUAAAUGACACCAGCCUAACUCCAGUUUCAUUCAUCCUAAAUGGCAUCCCCGGGCUGGAAGAAGUACAUUUGUGGAUCUCCUUCCCCCUGUGUACCAUGUACAGCAUUGCCAUCACAGGAAACUUUGGUCUUAUAUACCUCAUUUACUCUGAAGAAGCCCUACACAGACCUAUGUACAUUUUCCUAGCCCUUCUAUCCUUCACAGAUGUGCUCAUGUGCACCAGCACUCUUCCCAACACCCUCUGCAUAUUGUGGUUCAACCUCAAGGAGAUUGAUUUCAAGGCCUGCCUGGCCCAGAUGUUCUUUGUGCACACUUUCACAGGAAUGGAGUCUGGGGUGCUCAUGCUCAUGGCCCUGGACCGCUAUGUGGCCAUCUGCUAUCCCCUGCGCUAUGCUACUAUCCUCACAAAUUCAGUCAUUUCCAAGGCUGGACUCCUCACUUUUCUUAGAGGUGUAAUACUUGUUAUCCCUUUCACUUUCCUCACCAAGCACCUGCCAUACUGCAGGGGCAAUGUCAUACCUCACACCUACUGUGACCACAUGUCUGUGGCCAAGAUAUCCUGUGGCAAUGUUAGGAUCAAUGCCAUAUAUGGUUUAAUGGUUGCCCUCCUGAUUGGGGGCUUUGACAUCCUGUGCAUCACAAUCUCCUACACUAUGAUCCUCCGGGCAGUUGUGAGUCUAUCAUCAGCAGAUGCCCGGCAGAAGGCCUUUAGCACAUGCACUGCUCACAUCUGUGCCAUUGUCAUCACCUAUGUCCCAGCCUUCUUCACCUUCUUUACUCACCGGUUUGGGGGACACACCAUUCCUCCACAUAUACACAUUAUUAUGGCUAAUCUCUACCUGCUCAUGCCUCCCACAAUGAACCCUAUUGUGUAUGGGGUGAAAACCAAGCAGAUACGAGAAAUUGUUAUUAGAUUCUUGUUUAAGGAAAAGGACAAUUCUCACAACAUUUAA
Messenger RNA from Prionailurus viverrinus (fishing cat), 963 nucleotides. Its product is annotated as olfactory receptor 52N1. Bases 1 to 963 code for a protein of 320 amino acids. The transcript has a single exon. Gene Ontology annotation, biological process: G protein-coupled receptor signaling pathway. The record is from RefSeq and is a predicted model, not a curated record. Gene Ontology annotation, molecular function: G protein-coupled receptor activity; olfactory receptor activity. Lineage: Eukaryota; Metazoa; Chordata; Mammalia; Carnivora; Felidae. Gene Ontology annotation, cellular component: membrane.